AUGGUGUCUCCUCAAGUGACCAAUCUGGUCAUCAUUGUGGUGAUGAUGCAGCUGGCUAAGAAGGUGCCAUUUGAGGAUCCCGAUGUUCUCCUUCUUGUCCGUGGGAUGUAUGUCCUGUCUAAUGUCAUCAUCUUGGCGAUCUAUCUUUACACGCAGUCCAAAAUAAAUAGCAAAAAGGACUUGACUACUCUCAAGUACGUUGAGCCUGCGCCUAUGGGAAGCAACGAAGAACCUCGCCCUGUGACGACUACCAACAUGGAAUACGAUAAGCAACAGUUACGCCAGCUGUUUAAGGGACAACUGAUGGGUGUAGGUAUGAUGGGAGUGAUGCACCUGUACUUCAAGUACACCAACCCUCUUCUGAUCCAGUCGAUCAUUCCACUUAAAAGUGCUUUUGAAUCAAACCUGGUCAAGAUCCACGUUUUUGGCAAGCCUGCUACCGGUGACCUCCAACGUCCCUUCAAGGCUGCCAACAGCUUCAUGAACCAGGGUCAAGUCAAGAGCGACAAGGCCUCCGUUGAGAACGCGGAGAAGAACUGGAGAGGCGGUGUCAAGGAAGAGUAA
Molecule: messenger RNA, 564 nt
Organism: Aspergillus tanneri
Lineage: Eukaryota; Fungi; Ascomycota; Eurotiomycetes; Eurotiales; Aspergillaceae
Product: PHO88 family protein
Exons: 3
Coding region: 1-564 (187 amino acids)
Biological process (GO): protein targeting to ER
Cellular component (GO): endoplasmic reticulum; mitochondrion
Source: RefSeq, a predicted model, not a curated record